Molecule: messenger RNA, 2367 nt
Organism: Heterostelium album PN500
Lineage: Eukaryota; Evosea; Eumycetozoa; Acytosteliales; Acytosteliaceae
Exons: 4
Coding region: 1-2367 (788 amino acids)
Biological process (GO): ubiquitin-dependent protein catabolic process; protein polyubiquitination; positive regulation of proteasomal ubiquitin-dependent protein catabolic process
Cellular component (GO): ubiquitin ligase complex; cytoplasm
Molecular function (GO): ubiquitin protein ligase activity; ubiquitin binding; zinc ion binding
Source: RefSeq, a predicted model, not a curated record
AUGUCAAAAUCUUCAGUUAAAGAUAUACCACUCUAUAUUUCAAUUGAUUUACCAGAUUUUAGAAAGAGAUUUAUAAUUACCUAUGAAAAUGUAUAUUCAAAAUCAAUUCCGAUCAAAAAGGAGUUGAUUCGUAUCAAGACAAAGGAUGGACGUCGUCUUACCAGUUUAAAUUCUACCUACAACAAUCAGUUGUUGGAUGUCACUAUCAGUACAAUGUCAAAGGGUGGUGAUCAAGACGAUGAUUCACCGACCUACUCACUCAGACACUCCUCAAAUCACGAACCACUACCAUCGCAAGCUAAAAACAACGAUCCAACCUAUGUUUCCGACAGUGUUUUUCUCGCACAUUGCCGUGAGCUCCAAGCUACGCUCGGCAAAUCGCAAGUAAUCGUAAGCGAGUCACUGCCAUAUUGUGUGCACGUACACCUUGGAAACAACAACGCUUUACGCAGUUCCAGUGUUUCAUUGUACUUGCUCGACCACCCAGAGUACAAAGAGGUUGGACUCACCUCGAAAUCUAUCAUUCUUCGUGCCAAUGAAGAUUCUCUCCAGGAUAUCGUUCGUGUCGAACUGGUAAAUCAUCCAUCGAGCGAUAUGAUCACACUGGUCAACUCUGUUGUCAGAGUCUACAAUCAAUACAUCCAAACACAAAUCACAACAGAUCCACAACUUCCAAAAGAAGUACAAGAGAUUUUCCCACUUAAUUUCAAAGAAUUACCAACUAUUUCACCUGUAUCAUUUUAUAAUCAAUUGAAUGAAUUAAUUAUUCAAGUUUCAAAAGAUUAUCAAGUUCCAGCUUCGGUUGCUAUGAAUUUCCUCUUCAAAUAUAAAUUCAAUAUCAAGGGUAUGAGGAAAUCGUUGACCAACAUCGACUCUUAUGGAUGUGCCAACAUUGAGAAACAUAGAUUUUUAAAUAUUUCAGGUGGUGAAUGCUCUAUUUGCUAUUGUGAUAUCGAUGAACCGAUCGAGUUUUUCUGUGGACAUCGUUUCUGUCGUGGUUGUAUCUCCGAGUAUCUGAUUGCUUCCAUUAACGAUGGUAACGGUAUUGUCUCACCGAUUCGUUGUUGUGCCACCGGUUGUCCUGUGAUGAUCGAUCAAGUCACCAUUGCAUCGUUGAUUCCCGAUCGUAAUGCCGACCAUCUCAAACAGAUGUUUAUCAACGACGCAGCUUCGCUCACUCGUUCCAAGUGGUGCACAUCUCGUGGAUGUAAGCGGCUGUUCUAUCCUAAAGGAUUGAAAGACUGCAUUCCAUACUCGCCAUGUCACUGUAAGAAUAUCAUCUGUAUCUACUGCGGUAAGAACGAGCUUCAUUGGCCAUCGCCAUGUGACCAUUCUUUCAUGCAGGAAGACGAUUUCGCCAACUAUUUGUGGAUGGCACAAAACACUACAUUGUGCUUCAACUGCAAGUAUCCCAUUCAACGUAACGAGGGAUGCAAUCAUAUGACUUGCACGAAAUGUCGCUACGAAUUCUGCUAUGAACAAGAGACAAAGAAGGUCGAUUGCAAGCCAGAGUACAGUCGUGUACGUUCACUCAGAUGCUUGGUGCACUUCAACGGUACCAACAAUGAGAUUGGUACUUUCUUCAUUCCAUCGCAAUUCAGCAAACUUCGUGAAUCUAUCCUCACCAGUCUUCAAAAGGCUAAUCAAUUUGAGGGAGUUGCACAAUCUCAGUUGGUUCUCUACAAUCAAUACGGAGGACAAAUUAAACACUCCGAGGAGAUUAUGUAUAACGAGGUUCUAUAUGUUGCACGCGAGAACGAGGAGUUCAAGGAGCCACCUGAAGUCGCCCCAUCUUCUGAAUCACCAGAAACAAUCUUUAACAAGAAAGCUGCUUUGAGAAAGAAGGAAGCAUUGUUGGCCAACAAUGUUGACGAGAAGAAAUUGACUGAAGAUCAAAUCACCGAUAUUGCCAACAGACUUUCAGAGAUGUUGGAUCUCACCAUCGAUGAAUGCUAUGAAAUGGUAAAGAAGACCGGUGCUACCAGCGAAGUCGAUGCUAUCAACUCGGUUCUGACCUAUCAGAUUCACAACCAGAAUACCACUGUUGACGAAGAGAAUGCUCAAGAGAUUCUGACCUAUGAACAAUUGGUCGAGUUGUUCCCAUCGGUCGCCGAAGAUGUUAUCGAGAGAGCAUUGAUCGAAUCAAAGAACGACCUUGAGAAGGCUGCAGACUGGCUCUACGAUUACGAAGACAAGUGGAUGAAGAACAUCUGUAGCAAUCAAGAAGACAAAUCCACUUCACCAAAAGCCAAAUAUAAUACUGAUUAUUUCGAUGAUGAGGACGAUGACAAUGAAUAUGAAGAUGAUCCAGAUUAUAUCUAUGCAAAUUCAAGACUUUCAGAUACUCAAGCAAAGUUGUACGAUUAA